Molecule: messenger RNA, 810 nt
Organism: Fusarium odoratissimum NRRL 54006
Lineage: Eukaryota; Fungi; Ascomycota; Sordariomycetes; Hypocreales; Nectriaceae
Exons: 2
Coding region: 1-810 (269 amino acids)
Molecular function (GO): arylsulfatase activity
Source: RefSeq, a predicted model, not a curated record
AUGGAUCAAGGUGUCGGCAUGGUCCUGAGGGCUCUGGAGAGAAACGGUCUGGCGGACGAUACUCUGGUGCUGUUCCUGAGUGAUAAUGGACCUCCAUUUGUCAACUCCAAAACUACCUUAUUUGAAGCCGGUGUCAGGUUGCCCUUUUUGAUGCGUGCACCUGGCUUCACAAUCCCCGGAAACGCCAACCCCAACCUCGUCUCAUACGUUGAUAUUCUCCCCACAUUCCUUGAUUGGGCCGGAUAUUCCAACAUGCCCUCGCAGGCUGGAUUUGUUCAACGAAAAGGCAGGUCCAUACUCUCCAUAGCUGGUUGUUCACGGUCCCAACCAGGAUGGGAUCGCGUGUUUGGUUCUCACACGUUCCACGAGAUCACAAACUACUGGCCUACAAGGUUCAUGCGGAACCGCCGCUUCAAGUAUCACCGCAACAUAUGCUGGAAGCUGGAUUUUCCAUUUGCCAUGGACCUCUAUGCUUCGCGCUCGUGGGAAGGCAUGCGUAACGCAAGCGGCGAUAAAGAACCCAUGAUCGGGCCACGACGACUUCGCGAUUAUAUCUGUCGUCCACCAGAAGAGUUGUUCGACCUUGUGAGAACGACCCUAGAGAAGUCGCCAACCUCGCAGUCGAUGCGUGAUGCAUUGGAGAGUUGGCAGAAGUCUACCGGUAAUUUGUGGCUCUGGAGGGAUGGUGCUCCUGUUGUCAGAUAUCUAUCUUCGAAUUAUGCUAGGGAAGGUCUUAAAAUACCUGAUCGGUUCGACUUUGAUGUCAGCAACCCCGGUACUGAUGCGGCACGUCAUUACGCUUUGCUUUGA